Molecule: messenger RNA, 258 nt
Organism: Zychaea mexicana
Lineage: Eukaryota; Fungi; Mucoromycota; Mucoromycetes; Mucorales; Lichtheimiaceae
Exons: 2
Coding region: 1-258 (85 amino acids)
Source: RefSeq, a predicted model, not a curated record
AUGUCAAUAGAAGAUGAAAAUGUUUCAUGGAAACGAAUCGAACAACGAUUGGCGAGUGAUCCAAACAACACGACUUCCAGUCAAGUCUUAGCUGAGCCCAGUGAAGCCACAAUAUCUGAAGCAGAGGGGUCAUCAUCAUCAUCAUCAUCAUCAUCACCAUCGUUGUCAUCAUCUUUGUCUUCAUCAUCGACGUCUCUUGCUGCAUUGAAAACCAAACUCACUGCCGCGGACAAAGUCACAUUGACUGAGAAGCUCUAA